CAUGCAUGCCUGCCAGUAUGUAAGUUUUCAAGCCCUGGCAGGAUGCAAACACUCACUCACGCACUCCGUUCGGUGUCAGGUUGUGGGACCAUGCGUUGUUUUCGCUCCAUCCAUCAUCCGGAUAGAACACGAGGCGAAGUGAGGGAGGCUCCCCAGAGCCUCGAUAAUAUCGUUAUAUACAUGCAUUUGCAGCCUUCCAGGACAUGCAUGGAAACAGUAUAGGGGCACAAAUUAGCCAGUGUUGAGAGACGGAACCGGUUUGAAUGAAGGGAGUUUCUCUGCCAGAUUUUGCCCUCUCAUCAGUCAGCUAGAUCGCGAGACACUUCUUUGGGUCGGUCUCUAUCUUUAUCUGUCGAGGUCUCACCGAUUGCAUGCCAUCGAUCCGCCCUGACCAAAGUCCCAAGGGCUCAAGGAGACCGACUUCUCACACACUAACUAAGAAACUAAGACAGUAAUUGAGUAUCAUGUCGGUUCCGACGGGCAAGAAAUUCGUCAAUGACGUGGCGGAUGUGGUGGCCGAGAGUUUGCAGGGCCUGGUCACGGCCAACCCUCAUCUGACCCUGUUGGACGGGCACAAAGUGGUGCUUCGGGCUGACCUGGCCGAGGUCUCGGGUCAGGUGGCCUUGCUCUCCGGAGGAGGCUCGGGCCACGAACCGGCUCACGGCGGUUUUGUCGGCAAAGGCAUGCUGACCGGCGCCGUGGCCGGGGAUGUGUUCACGUCGCCGCCCGUGUCCUCCAUCCUGGCGGCUCUGCGAACCAUUUGGCAAGAAGGCCAGCCCUCGGGCAUCUUGGUCAUCAUCAAGAACUACACCGGGGAUCGCGUCAACUUUGGCUUGGCCAUGGAGCGGGCCCGCGCCCAGGGCAUCCAUCCGUGUGCCAUGGUCGUGGUGGCCGAUGAUUGUGCCUUGACCAGUCAGGAUCGGUCUGCCGGCCGUCGGGGCUUGGCCGGCACGGUCUUGAUUCACAAGAUUGCCGGCGCCAUGGCCUCCAAAGGCAAGAGUGUGGCGCAGAUCGCCGAGUACUUGGACGCGCAAGUCCUGCCCAACAUGGCCACCAUUGGCUUGAGCUUGACCCCGUGCACUUUGCCGGGACGCGGGGCCUCCUUCCAAUUGGGCCCCGAGGACAUGGAGCUGGGCCUGGGCAUUCACGGCGAAGCUGGGGUCAAACGUCAACGACUGGGCACGAGCGUGGAGUGCGUUCGACACAUGAUUCAACACAUGACGGACAAGAAAUCGGCCACUCAUCUCCACAUCCCUGACCACCAAUCCGUCAUUGUAUUGCUGAACAAUCUGGGCGGAACUUCCAAUCUCGAGAUGGGCAUCAUCGCCCACGAUGUGUUCAAAUUGGCCAAGGCUAAGCGGUGGAACAUCAAUCGCUUAUACGUUGCCCCCGUGAUGACCGCCUUAGAGAUGGCGGGCAUCUCGAUUACCAUUGUCAAACAGGAAGAUGGCGAGAUUUUGGGACAUCUGGAUUACCCGGUUCUGGCCCCCGGGUGGCCCAAAACCCCUAACUGCAUUCCUGGACCCUCGAAAACCUUUACGCCGCCCGAGGAGCCUAAAACCGAGGAAAAUGGCUCCUCGGCGGGUCAAGCCUUCUCACGUUUGGCGCUUAGCCUUUCCGAGAGAGCCAUUGAAUUUGCUUGCGAAGCCAUCAAAUCGUUUGAGAAUGUUCUCAAUAGCAUGGACACCGGAUCUGGCGAUGGGGAUUGUGGAACCACCCUCCGGCGUGGCGCGGAGAGACUUCAAAUCGUUGCGAAAGUCGAAUCGUUGUCUUCCAUGACCAAAAUAUUCGCCAAGAUCAGCCGCAUUGCCGAAGACGACAUGGGCGGAUCUGCCGGUGCCAUGUAUUCAAUCCUCUUUGCUACGGCCGCCUUGCACACCCGUGAGCGGGCUGAGCCGCGCGACAUUGCCAUGGCCAUUCAAGAAGGCCUCAAGGCUGUGAUGAAAUAUGGCGGCGCCGAGUUAGGCGAUCGGACCAUGUUGGACAGCCUCGUGCCUGCAUUCAAUACUCUGAGAGAGUCGUUGGAUCUUAAUGCCCAGGCUCCCAUUGCCGCCUUGGAAAAGGCAACCAUCGCCGCUGAGGAAGGGGCCAAGGCCACGCUAAAAAUGAAAGCUGGAGCGGGUCGGGCCAGUUAUGUCGCUUCAAGUGAAUUGAAGCAGCCCGAUCCCGGUGCUCAUGCCGUGGGGGUGAUUAUGAGAGCGGUCUAUCAAGGUGUCCUUAAGGUGGCCAGUGAAUCAGGAUUGAAGGAUGAUUAAUACGCGAAUUUGACAAAUGUUCCAAGUGCCUUUAAAUGAAUAAAACACAAUUUCCGCAUGUA
Tigriopus californicus is the source of this 2317-nucleotide messenger RNA. Its product is annotated as triokinase/FMN cyclase-like. Gene Ontology annotation, molecular function: ATP binding; glycerone kinase activity. NCBI's taxonomy places the organism in Eukaryota, Metazoa, Arthropoda, Copepoda, Harpacticoida, Harpacticidae. Bases 465 to 2255 code for a protein of 596 amino acids. Gene Ontology annotation, cellular component: cytosol. The transcript has a single exon. The record is from RefSeq and is a predicted model, not a curated record. Gene Ontology annotation, biological process: glycerol catabolic process.